Lobosporangium transversale is the source of this 315-nucleotide messenger RNA. RefSeq lists its product as hypothetical. Lineage: Eukaryota; Fungi; Mortierellomycota; Mortierellomycetes; Mortierellales; Mortierellaceae. The coding region runs from base 1 to 315 and encodes 104 amino acids. The record is from RefSeq and is a predicted model, not a curated record. The transcript has 2 exons.
AUGUCUCAAUUUGAUAGCGUACUUGCCAAGACAAGGCAAGACAAGACAAGAACGGCCUUGGUGCAGAGCUCUGCAGCUCUGAGAGAGUCACCAGGCUCUUCGCCUGUCUGGCGCGAAGCAGACAGCCCAGGGCGCACCAUGAGGAGAUGGUCUGGUUGCGCGCCCUCAGGACCAGAAGCUCUAGGGCGGUCUAUCAACACGCGCCAUCUUCGAGCCCAACCCGCGCCAUCCUCAGCUUGCAGCGUUCUGCAGGCCGACGAUGGAACUCGUUGGACAGAGGCUAGCACUCUUGAGCGUGCUAACACACCGCUUUAG